Ceratina calcarata is the source of this 4266-nucleotide messenger RNA. RefSeq lists its product as uncharacterized. NCBI's taxonomy places the organism in Eukaryota, Metazoa, Arthropoda, Insecta, Hymenoptera, Apidae. The transcript has a single exon. The record is from RefSeq and is a predicted model, not a curated record. Bases 550 to 2400 code for a protein of 616 amino acids.
AAGACAAAGACUAGUGUUUCAAUACAAUCCUCCACGCCGGCCAUCCCUCGCACUCAUUUUUUAUUCGAUCCUGGUCCAAAAUAUUUGUCCAAAUAGAAUAGAAAAGCGUCUCGGUCGUUGAAAUAAAAUGUAACUCGAAUCGAGCAUCACGACGUUUCAAACGUUGACCUUGGACGGAACUCGGUUGCGUUCCCAGCGUCACGUGUUUCGGAUACGUGUACUGAGUAUUUGCAUAGGCGCAAUUGCGGCGGCGAGGGUGACACGCGACCGCUGUGCAAACAACGGUAUUUCAUUUUCAUCCCAAAAAAUAGAGUUCCGGCCUUGGGAUCGAUAUCGGAUAUUGACAGGAGAUCAGUUUUGGUUCAUGGAUGAAAUGAAAGUCCGCGGUUUCGUCGGAAUUCGUUAGGGUUAUCACAGUGUCUAACGAGCCGCGUUAGAUGAAUAUCUGAAGAACAUGUUCUCAAUUAUCUUCAAACGAAUCACUUACGCGACACACGCGUCGCUUAUGAGUUCGUCGAAGCGCAGUUUCGUUUUUGUCCCCGAGCGAAAAUGUUGCAUUUUCUCUUCGUCCUCGUUUUCACGCGUUCGUGGGCCAUCGUCGUGCCCGAAAUUGACAAUGAAGUAGAACGAUUUGAAGAAGAGACGGGCGGUGAUCGGAGAUUAAUUGUCGAGAGCUUGAGGAAAUACGAAGACGUCCGCCAUGCACUUCUAAAGGCGAUACCCUGCAUCUCAAAUUUCCUGACGAAGUACUUGGCAGAGACAGCGUACACGACUUUUCCCAUCAUAGACGACGGGAGGAUGGUCAACGACAUGCUUCGAUUGCUGGAAGAAAGCCUCGACGAUCGUUACGCGUUUUACAAACACAGUAUGGACACGAUGUUCGACGUAGCUCUGCAAAAAGUAGCAUUUAACGCGAUCAUGAUAAUGAACAAUGCCAGCAGCCUCGAGGAUUCUUUCUACGUUUUAGAACCGUGCGAUCGUAGCUGUCCCUUCGUCACGUUAUGGUCAACGAUAUUUGAAGAUGAGGACAGUUUCCUUUCCGAGGUUGACGCGUUCGCGCAGUCGAUGUGGAGCCGAAGAAUCGCGAUUGUCAUCGUCUUGGCAAGAGUUCGAGAUUCCCUGUACGCUGCCAGUAGCGUCACCUUCGAGCCCGACAAGCCGUGCACCCCGUCUUACCCGGUUAUUUUGGACAAAUGUCAUGAGGACGGUUCUUGGAAGUUGAUGAAGCCGAUCGAGCCGCCAGAAAUGAACGGAUGCUUCCUGAAGAUAGGAUACUACGACUUUGCGCCCUACGUGACAGCGGUGAACGAUUCUGAAGAGUUGCAGGGUUUCGAGGGUAAAUUAACGGAGGAAGUGUUCAGGGGGAAGCAGAUUGUGAGAGAAAAAAUCGAGGAGAUCAGUAACUCGAGCCUCGAGGAACAGGUGUAUAUGUAUUUGAACAACGACGUGAUGGCAGAUGUAAUCAUCGGUUGCAUUCUUGAGAAAUCGUACCCCGGCGUAGGUUACUCUAUUACUUACGAUAUACUGAAGGUAGUCUGGGUGGUGCCAAAAGUGCCGAACAUCUCCUUGAAAGGACUCAUUCAUCCGUUUCAACCGUACGUCUGGGCAGCGAUAGGCGCCUCCUUGCUCUUAGGCGUCCUCGUCAAGGUUCUCGUCAAUCUAGACCUGUCCGGAUUGGAUAUAUUCGCGCUGAUAAUUGGAUCCUCUACCGCUCGCCAGCCGAGAAGGCUCUCGACCAGGAUUCAAUAUCUCGCGUGGAACAUCUUCGGGCUGUUCCUCACGCAAGUCUACGUGGACUCGUUAGCGGAUCAGCUGAUAAAUACGGCGGAUCACAGGAUCGAGACGACCAGCGAAUUGCUGUCGUCGUCUUUCCAACUCGGCGGCACAAUGGUUUUUCAACUCGCUCUGGAGAACUACGACGAGGACGAGGACAUACUGAAGGUCAAAGAAAGGUUCGUCGCGUUCGAACACGAACAGUAUGUGCAGCAAUUGAGCGAUCUCCUCGAUGGAACGAACUCUUCGUUCGCGUUGAUAGCCUUCUUGAACUCUUCGCGGAGCAGUGCCAUCGAGACUAAGUACGCGUACACCAUGACCACGGAAAUGAUAUGCCAGUAUCCUUUGGCUCUAGCCAUCUGGGAAGGAUUCCCAUAUAUCGACGACAUCAACAAAAAGAUUCAGCAAUUAACAAGCGGAGGCGUCAUCAACUUCAUGAUAGAGCAAGCCAUAGCAAAGCGCAAACGCGCUAUGCACUUACAAAUCGCGAAAGAACAGGAAUACAAGACCGAGCUUCAUUUUCAACAAUUUGCGCCAGCCUUUCUCUUGACGAUCAUCGGUUUCUCCAGCGGCUUGUUGUUCUUCAUUCUCGAGAUCGUCCUGUAUCCUUCGAGGCUCCUAGAGUAAGAUCGGAACAGUCGACUGUGGGCGGCGAAUUGAAUGUCAGACAAAUUGUCGUGAAAGGACGUCGUCCAAAUGACUGGAUAUCGUUUUACCAUAGAUUAUCGGCUUUCGCUUUAUGAAUUAUAGACGGAUAUUGGAUUGCGGGUGAACGCGGUGCGCCGUAACCUUUUUGUCAAAGUGGCCAAUCCGUUUCAAGGACAUCCACGAUUUUCAAAGAUUACGCUCUUCUCGAUUGUUUCUAUCACGUCAUCGGUUUACGAGUUUCGUCAAUUUUAUCACAUUUAUCGCAAUGAUCAUUUCGUUUCGGUUAUUGUCGGGUAAUGAACUUUCUUCUCGAGUUCUUUUAUUUUUUCUGCCCGGCAUAAAUAACCUUCUGAGGAUAGUGUGUGGAUACUUAAUUUCGUCCCUGCUAUAUCCGACUCUGAAAAUAAUCCUCGCGCGGUCGUUCACUGGCUCGUUCACGGCCCACUCGUUCUCAUGAUCGAAGAUAGGCAAUGAUCCUGGCCAGAGACCGUUCGUAUCGUAAAGGAAACGUCAUUUCCUCUGGUUUUCAGAAGAAGAAGAAACUCGUAAAAAUUCUUUCCCUUAGAAGUUUCUUUUGUCUUACGCUCGAAAAUGUGAUGUAAUUAAAUGUAUUAUCUCGAACGAGAUCCCGGGGUCCCGAUUUCAAUUCCAAGAGCUCUAAAACUUCGCUCAUUUCGCCGACUUAUGGCCCGCGUCGACCCACACAUUAGCAUACUAUAAAAGUGAACGCGACGAUUCAAAAUUACCACUAAUGCUCUUUCCAUCUGCGUGUACGCUUUCCUAUACCGUUUUAUGAUAUCGGUUAGAGCGUAUGGAAUAGAUUCAAGAAUUUAUUUCAUGGAAAUGUCGCAACUAUUUUUUGUUUCAAUAACCGACGAUAAUUUAAUUUUGAAACCAGUUCUUUCCCAGCUCUGUUCUUAUUUCAUUUUAUAAUAUAAAUUUAACGUGCAUUUGCACGUCGAGUAAAUUUCGAGUUUCGUGCAAUGGGAAUCACCGGAUCCAGAGUAUACACACUGAUUUUCUAACUUUCUGAGGACUCGAAGGACGGUGAUCGUUAGCCCUUAAUUCGGUUUGGAAAAGGAAAAAGCACUCGAGGCUUUGAGCGUGAAAGAGGUAACUGAGAAGUGGAUGGCCGAAAUGAAAGCGCAGUUUUUCAUAAUUGACGCUGGGUAAACGGAUAUUAAUAUCGGCCGGGUAACACUCGUAAUUGCUGGCCCUUAUUAUUUUCCACCACUCGAAUUAGAAGCCUCUAAACGGAACUCCCGUCCCGUUUCCGGGCCGCCGCAAUUUCGUUCAGCUUAAUAAACCUCGUUAACCCGCUAUAAUGCCGUCACCUUCUUCUAUACAAUAAUUUAACCCGCUAACAACCUUCCCUUCCAAAAACAAAAAACUUUACACUAGAUCCUCAUUUGCUGUUUAUUUCUCAGCGACUCCAUUAUUUUCGGACUGUAAUGCAAGUUAAUGGUGUGGUCGGUUUUACGUGAUUGGUUAUAAGCAACUACGAAAUAUCACGUUUGAUACUCGGUUUCAUUGUUCGUAACUAGAUAUGCAAUCAUGUGGAGUCGUAAAAGCUACGCAAUUUAUAGGCUUCGCAUGCGUAUGAUAAUUAAACGUAGAUGCAAAUGAGCUGAGCAGUUUGUUUCAUUCCCUUUGUUCCGCAAGGAAGUUUAUCAUAAAACGUGAUUGCACUAGUAGAUAUAGUGUCCUGCACUGUAUACGUGUAACCUCAACUGAUAUAUUUAACUGUAAUUCACUAAUGUUUACGUCAAUGUACUUCGGUUUAAUGUUAAUAUAAUUGAAACUCCUGAAGUUUCAAAACUUAUGGCAGAUUAAGGAUGUAUUGGC